UUUUCGGAGCACCGAAUCGGCGGAGCGUUGAAUCUAGCGAACCUGUCACAGGUUAUCCUGGGCGGCGGGCGGCGCGAGUUCCUGCCCUCCACGGCAGUGGACGAGGAGGGGACGCCGGGGCUGCGCGCGGACGGCCGCGACCUGCUGCGCGAGUGGCGCGAGGACAAGGCGGCGCGCAACCUCUCCCACCGCUACGUCGGCAGCCGCGCCGACCUGCUCGCCGCCGCCGCCGACCCGCCCGACUACCUGCUGGGCCUGUUCGAGGGCACCCACAUGCACUACAACAUGGAGGCCGGCGCCGCCACCGAGCCCUCCCUCGCCGAGAUGACCGAGGUGGCCAUUAAGAUGCUCGACCGCAACGAGAACGGCUUCUUCCUGUUCGUGGAGGGCGGGCGCAUCGACCACGCCCACCACGACAACCUCGUCGAGUUCGCGCUCGACGAGACGCUGGAGAUGGACGCGGCCGUCCAGCGCGCCGUCGAGCUGCUGGACGAGGAAGACUCGCUGAUCGUCGUGACGUCCGACCACGCGCACGUGAUGGCGUUCAACGGCUACACGCGGCGCGGCGGUGACGUGCUCGGCCCGUCCGACGACCGCGACGGGCUGGACGUGCCGUACAUGACGCUGUCCUACACCAACGGCCCGGGCUGGCGCCCGCACGUCGCCGGCCGCCGCGUCGACGUCACGCAGGAGUCUAACUACCGUGCGGAGGGUUGGAUGUCGCACUCGGACGCGCCGCUGGACUCGGAGACGCACGGCGGGGACGACGUGGCGGUGUUCGCGUGGGGCGCGCAGCACGCGCUGUUCUCGGGGCUGUACGAGCAGAGCCACGUGCCGCACCGCAUGGCGUACGCCGCGUGCGUCGGCCCCGGCGAGCGCGCCUGCAGCUCCGCCCCUCCCACCGCCCGCGCCGCCGCGCUCGUCGCAUCCGCGCUCAUUAUGUGUAUCGCCUUACUCAAUCACUGAGAUUAUACGUUAUUAUUACUUAUCAUAUUUAUUGCGUAUUGCUAAAUGAG
This is a messenger RNA of Aricia agestis (brown argus), 1016 nucleotides long. RefSeq names its product membrane-bound alkaline phosphatase-like. Lineage: Eukaryota; Metazoa; Arthropoda; Insecta; Lepidoptera; Lycaenidae. The annotation marks the transcript as partial. Gene Ontology annotation, molecular function: alkaline phosphatase activity. The record is from RefSeq and is a predicted model, not a curated record. Gene Ontology annotation, biological process: dephosphorylation. The transcript has 2 exons.